AUGGAUUUCAUAUCGGAUCACUUUCUCGUCUAUGCCGAAGCUGCGGAUGUGAGGGGUAGUGUGGGUGUUAAAGUGUUCAAAUCAAGAUGUUUACGUACUUUAGAAUAUGAAACUGUCACGGAAUAUUUGUCACUUACUCCUUUUGAUGAUGUGUUAUACAUUUCUGAUGUUGAGGACAAAGUUGCAUGUUUUACGCGGUUGAUGAUUGGUCUGUACGAUGAGUUGGCUCCGGUGAGGUUUAUACGGUGUAGGAAAAAUUACAAGCCUUGGUUCACUUCUACCAUCAAGAAAUUGAUUUCGCUGAAGAAUGCUGCUCUCAAUAAGUUUAAACAGAACAGAACCUCUUCGAACUGGGAUUAUUAUAAAAAUAUUCGUAAUGCGACCACUGCUGCUGUGAAUAGGGAAAAAAAAGCUUAUGUUCAGUUUGCCUUUGAUGGGAGGGGGGUUGAUAGCAGGAUCUUAUGGACAAGACUAGGAGAACUGGGUGUACAUGUUAAAACUGCCGCGAAGACAAUCCCGCCUACUUUGGAUAAACCACAGGAUUUGAACAAUUUUUUUCUCAAAUUUUCACAAACCUUGAGUGCUAAUCAGGUCAACGAUGCAAUUAGUUAUUAUUCAUCAUCUAGUUUCGCUCCGUUUGAGGAAAGAUUGCACUUCACCUUAACAGAUGAAGAUGAAAUUUAUGACAUUAUUAAGUCCAUUUAUUCUGGGGCUAUUGGGCCUGACGGUUUGAACGUUGAAAUGCUUUUGCGUUGCUGCCCACAUAUACUCAGACAUCUAGUUAACAUUUGCAAUAGUUGCAUAAUAGAUGCCAAAUUUCCCGACUCCUGGAAGGUUUCCAAGGUGGUUCCGAUACCCAAGGUUAGCAAUCCCACAAGUUUUAAUGACAUCCGCCCCAUUUCCAUUUUGUCUCCUUGCGCGAAGGUAGUGGAAAAAAUCUUAGCAGUUAGAAUAAGAUCUCACUUGGAUAAAUUCAACAUCUUGCCGCCGCGCCAGUCAGGCUUCAGGAAGGGUUAUGGUUGCUGUACAGCUCUGCUGGAUAUUGUGGAUACCAUUAUUCGGAACGUUGACACUGGUAAAAGCUGUGUUUUGCUGCUUUUGGAUUACUCCAAGGCUUUAGAUAGAGUUAAUCAUCAACUUAUGACUGCAAUACUGAGGCAUAUAGGAUUAUCCGAUGUAGCCGGAUAA
Messenger RNA from Coccinella septempunctata (seven-spotted ladybird), 1188 nucleotides. RefSeq lists its product as uncharacterized. The record is from RefSeq and is a predicted model, not a curated record. Lineage: Eukaryota; Metazoa; Arthropoda; Insecta; Coleoptera; Coccinellidae. The transcript has a single exon. The coding region runs from base 1 to 1188 and encodes 395 amino acids.